AUGUGUUCGCCAAGUAGGUCGCUGCAUCGGCCCGCAGGCCUGUCGACGGUACCAGUGCUCGAGCUACCGUCGACGCCGUUGACAAGCGAGCGGCGUGGAGCGAGUCGCAUCUGCGACAGAUCCUCUACGGACACUGCCCUGGUGAUGACGGCGCCUCCGCUGGACCGUCGCAGCCGAUCUCGCCGCCACACCGCACUUCAUCGAACUCUUGUGGAAGGCGAGCAAUUUCUGUACCGCGGACGGCGUCGUCAGCUCGAGCUGGACGCUUUCCAGCAGCCACGGAGACUUGAGUUCGGAGUUGACGGCACCGACGAACUGCCACAAACUGGCCAUACUUCAGCGACCAUCGGCACCAACGCCGGAAACGAAGCCCGCGCCCCAGAAAAGACUCGACAGGACUCCAUGAAACCGGCGGCAAUGUACGGGUCCCGCGUCACGCUAACCCCUGUCCGUGCAUCACCGGCCCAAAGACGGCUUCUAGGAAGUAGCCUAGUGCUAUCGCCUGUGCGCGUCUCGAGUCGCCAAUCCCGAAACGCUCCCGCAUCCAUGGGCAGCGGUGCGGCUGCAAAGUCGCCGUCCACCGCAGACUUGCUUGCGGCUGCCAGUUGGGCGUACUCUCCGAACCGCGCUAUUCCACAGCCGCAAAGCGAUGAACCUGCAGUCAACGAAUCGCCUGUGGCGGGCCCUGCAGCGUCCUGGCGCCAGACGCUCGCUGCUCUCCGGCAGCUGGCCCUGAGCGGUGGCGGUGCAGCUGCCGCUGCUGUGGCGGAGUGCCCUCGCGAGGACCCGGCCUCCUGUGCUCAACGGGAACGUGCCAAACGAAAUGAUCCCAGAACUUGCACGCCCGCUGUGCAUGAUGCGCUGUCCGAAUUCUCAACACCAGAAAAGGGUGCACAGGGCGCUCGGUCAUCGACACACCACAGGAGCCUAUCACCCGCGUCACCGGCUGUCGCUGACAUCGAUGCAAUAGCGCUGGCCGGUGCUUCCGAGCCAGGUACGCACCCACUCAAGGCCGUCUCCACUGAGAAUGUUCCCGUUCUGCAUGCCAAGCGGGCAGCAAGCCGCACCGCUGGCAACCUGGCGAGGCUGGUGCCCGGCUAA
Cyanidioschyzon merolae strain 10D is the source of this 1101-nucleotide messenger RNA. RefSeq lists its product as hypothetical. Lineage: Eukaryota; Rhodophyta; Bangiophyceae; Cyanidiales; Cyanidiaceae. The coding region runs from base 1 to 1101 and encodes 366 amino acids. The transcript has a single exon. The record is from RefSeq and is a predicted model, not a curated record.